AGUGACAUGUAGAUGUGUUAGUAAAUUAAAUGGCGACUUGUGAAUAGAGACGUAUUUCAACAAAAUAUCGUUUACAGAGAUUUACAAAACCUUUAUAUCAAAUAUCGUGCAACAAAUAUUACACUGAAUUAAUUAAAAUGCGCUCAGUUGUGGAAAUCGGAGCUAGCGUCCCAGCCUUUUUGGGAAAAUUAUGGAAAUUGGUUAAUGAUUCAGAGACCAAUCAUUUGAUUUCAUGGAGCCCUGGUGGGAAAACUUUUGUUAUAAAAAAUCAAGCUGACUUUGCCAGAGAACUUUUACCUCUUUAUUAUAAACAUAAUAACAUGGCCAGUUUCAUUAGGCAAUUGAAUAUGUAUGGAUUUCAUAAAAUAACAUCAGUUGAAAAUGGUGGCUUAAGAUAUGAAAAAGAUGAAAUUGAAUUCUCCCACCCAUGCUUUAUGCGUGGUCAUGCCUAUCUAUUAGAGCAUAUUAAAAGAAAGAUUGCAAAUCCUAAGGCAAUUGUAGCAAGCAAUGAAGGUGGUGAUAAAAUUCUCCUUAAGCCUGAGCUAAUGAACAAAGUAUUAGCAGAUGUAAAACAAAUGAAAGGUAAACAAGAGAGCCUUGAUGCUAAGUUUAGUGCAAUGAAGCAGGAAAAUGAAGCACUGUGGAGAGAGGUUGCAAUACUACGACAGAAACACAUCAAGCAACAGCAAAUUGUAAACAAUCUAAUACAAUUCCUAAUGUCUCUUGUCCAACCAACAAGAGCUCCCAACUCAAGUGGCAAUAAUGUAGGUGUUAAACGGCCAUAUCAGUUAAUGAUAAACAAUGCCGCUCACAACUCGGGAACUGAUGGUGCUUACCCUGGUAGGCUGAAGAAUAUAAAACUUGAUAAGGAUGCCUUAAUGGAAGAAUUGGCAGAAGACAAUCUGGAGGAUGGUCCAACUAUUCAUGAACUGGCACAUGAUGAUAUCUUACAUAAUGAAGCAUCUCAGGAUUCUCUGGACCCAUCUAGAUAUGUGUAUGUUUCUGUCCUGGAUUCUGACAACAACCAAAUAUCAGAUUCUCGCAAAAGUACUGAUCCAUAUCACGUCACAAUGGAUGAUGGUGAUGAUAUAGAAACAGAUGGUACCAGAAUUUCGUUUCCAACAAGCAAUACAGGCUAUUUGAGGAUACCUGACACUCCACCUAUAAUUACGUCACCAUCACCAACAUUAACAACUACGCCUCCAGUAAACAAUCUGUCAAUUGAACAAGCCAUUAACAAUGUGACAUCUCCAGGAACAUCCAAACCAAAGAAUAGCAAUAGCUUGAAAACUGCAAUGGCUUCAAAGAGCUUACUCUCGCCAAGCAAUUUUCACAUAAUGAACCCUUCACCAGAUUUCAAGCUUCCCGCUGAGAUAUUUGCAAGCGACGACUCUGUUAGUGACACUGGUAUUAAUACAGCAGAAGAAAUAAAUACAGACCACACGUUCACUGGUGAACAAAUGACAAAAGACAAAAUGUUCGGUGGAAUUAAUAUUAAGGUGGAGAAUAAUGGCAAAAGAAGUUUUAAAGUUGCCAAAAAAUCUAAAAAGUCCAGGGAACAGAACGCAUGCACAUUGAAUCUAGCUGACAUCAAGACAGAACUUCAAGAUGAUCUGGACUGGAACAAUAUGUCAUUGGCUACUAUGAACAAUAAUGCUAACGUAAAUAGGUUACAGGCCAUGUGUAGGAGGGAUAACAUCAGUCAAAAUCGGGAUGAAUAUCCUUCCCACUUUGGACCGAAUCCACACAACAACAAGAAUGACAUUGAUGAUCAUUUAGAUACAAUGCAGACGGAUUUGGAAUCGCUAAGAGAGCUGCUCAGAAGCGACACCUACUCCUUAGACACGAACACGUUGCUAGGGAUUGAACAAAGUGUAAGACCAACAGUUUCUCACCAUACCAAAGACAAUCUAUUCGGAUCAGAUGAUCCAUUCUAUGGGCUUGCUUACAAUUCGUCGGAUGAACGGGCUAAAACUAGCAAUAAUGCUAUGAAGCUGAAAAGUGAGAUUACAAAUGUAAGCAGCGACGAAAUUCGCGAAAACAACCAGAGCCCGAUUACCGAAGACGAUGCUGAAGGGAAUCAGCUAAUAUCGUAUACAGGGAAUAUUCCAGACUUUGGAGAUAUAAGUAUGCCUGAUCUGGAAUGCGAGAAUUCCCAGGAGGAGUGUUUGUCGCCGCGCCCUGGCAGUUCAAUGCUCAACACUCCCCAGGUGACGCUCCAAUCGCCCUCCUACCCCGUGCGACCUUGAAGAAGAACUAAACGUCGACGCCUCGGGAUAUAGGAAGGCAAGAUCUCCAGAUGAUUCGUAUGGAACGAUUUUUGCGUUGAAUUUAACGUAUACUGACGUUAAAGAGCGUGCCUACACCAAGCUUGGUGUACGUGCAUGGAUCGUAACAAGCUCCCGAACAUCAUCGAAGCAUAUCAACGCCGAGUGAGCGAGUGUGGGAUUCGCUAAAUGGAGGGAAUACUUUUUGUGAGAGUAUAUUGAGUUAUGGUGUAGUGUUUCGUUUACUCGUAUUUAAAUUGUACGUAAACAAUCUUUCAAGAUAUCAAGUGGGAUCCCAUUUUUGAACUACGAUGCCCAUCCAUUGUACAAAUACCGACAAAUAAUGAAAAGCAACAUUAAAGUUCAAAAGACUGUAAGAUAUUUUACAUUUUUCCCACUUAGCGAGCGUUAAAAAACAGUCAAUAUUUAAGAUGUAUUCAAAAUUCAUUAACUUUUCAUUAUUUAUCCGACAAACAACCCCGUUAAAUUUUACAAGCAAGUAAUUUUUUUUUGUCCAUGUUGAUCGGUUCAUACUGUUUUUAUACAUUUUGACAAACAUGUUUGAUUUCGUACAAUUUUUUAGUUAUGAACUGCUGAUAGUGGGCAGGCAUUUAAUAAUAUUUAUAUUGCUUACUUUUAUAAUUGUAAAUAAUAUUUCUUGCCUCUGUAUUACAAACCAUCCUAUAUUUCUCUUGUGAUUUUUAAGAUAAGUGCGUGCGUCUAUGUUUAACUUUAUUUAAACACAUACAUAAUAUAGAUUUUAUUCGGCAAAUAAUAUAGGUGUACCUAUUAUUUUUGCUGCUUGGUGCCUUUGAAACUAGAACGCGUAAUUAAUAUUUUUAUACCAUAGAUACAAUAGCAAGCAUUUGUCAUACUUUUAUUUAAAAAUUACCUUAAGAGCGUUUCAAAUGAAACCGAAUGCUUGAUUAGAUUAAUGGAAUAUCGUGCUGGACGGCACAAGUAAAAGAAUCAUAUUUCAACUCUUGUUGAUUAAACUAUAAGUUUUUAUACAUAGGUUAUGGUAACUCUAAUAUCUCGACUAAAUAUUUGCGUUAAAUCCGACUGACGACUUUUUGCCCACUCUGACUUUAUUCCGACCCACGUCGGUCUACUUAUAACUGGUUACAAUACUGAGUACCUAAACAAUAUUUUCACUAGAUCACGCCCUUUCUAUUUCAUACAAAUCGUAGUUAACUCUCACGCAUCAAAUAAGUGAACUCUGUUACAAAAAUCUCACACCUGGGUCCCUACCCAGAGCUGAGUGCAUAUUUGACGUGAACAGCAUGAUAGAUGUUUAACCUGGGCAAAAAAAAACACAUAAAUAUAAAUUGCUUAUUUCCCAACAAUACAGGUUGUAAAUUUUUUCUAAGGUAGACAAUGCUUUCGUGCAUAUAUGAAGCUCGCUUACUCUGUAACCAAUUAGUUGUAGUAACUUCCUGUGUACAUGAAAGAUACCUAUAUUUUCGAAUUCUGAAAUUAACAAAAAUUGUUUCGUAAUGCGCUCA
This is a messenger RNA of Pararge aegeria (speckled wood butterfly), 3772 nucleotides long. RefSeq names its product heat shock factor protein (gene Hsf). The transcript has 11 exons. Gene Ontology annotation, biological process: regulation of DNA-templated transcription. NCBI's taxonomy places the organism in Eukaryota, Metazoa, Arthropoda, Insecta, Lepidoptera, Nymphalidae. Gene Ontology annotation, molecular function: DNA-binding transcription factor activity; sequence-specific DNA binding. Bases 138 to 2249 code for a protein of 703 amino acids. The record is from RefSeq and is a predicted model, not a curated record.